Molecule: messenger RNA, 1517 nt
Organism: Gastrolobium bilobum
Lineage: Eukaryota; Viridiplantae; Streptophyta; Magnoliopsida; Fabales; Fabaceae
Product: serine carboxypeptidase-like
Exons: 9
Coding region: 1-1497 (498 amino acids)
Biological process (GO): proteolysis
Cellular component (GO): vacuole
Molecular function (GO): serine-type carboxypeptidase activity
Source: RefSeq, a predicted model, not a curated record
AUGGCAUCAUUGUUAAGACUCCUCAAAAUGUCUCUGUCUUUUAUGUUGCUCUUGCUCUUCUUCUUCAUUUCACCUUCUUUCUCCUCUCCAGGUUUCACCCCAAAACUAGUAGCAGAAAAGCUCAUAAGAGGGCUUAACCUAUUCCCAAAAGAUUCCAUUAACACACUAGUGAAUGAACCUCAUUUGGUCCCUGGAAAGAUUGUGGAGAAGAAGUUCAUUUUCCCUGGUCUUUAUUCUUCUGGGCCUUCUGUUGAAGAACUUGGUCACCAUGCAGGGUAUUAUCCCCUUCCUCGUUCCAAAGCUGCAAGGAUGUUCUACUUUUUCUUUGAAUCUCGGAGCAGCAAAGAUGACCCUGUUGUCAUAUGGUUGACAGGAGGACCAGGAUGCAGCAGUGAAAUAGCUUUGUUUUACGAGAAUGGUCCUUUUCAACUUACCAAGAAUUUGUCUCUUGUAUGGAAUGACUAUGGCUGGGACAAGGCAUCAAAUAUUCUAUUUGUAGACCAACCUAUUGGGACGGGUUUCAGCUAUACUUCUGAUGACAGUGACAUUCGCCAUGAUGAAGAGGGUGUUAGCAAUGAUUUAUUUGACUUCUUGCAGGCAUUUUUCAAGGAGCACCCUCAGUUCGCUAAGAAUGACUUUUAUAUUACUGGAGAGUCAUAUGCUGGACACUACAUUCCAGCUCUUGCGUCCAGGGUUCACCAAGGAAACAAAGCAAAGGAAGGAAUCCAUAUAAAUCUCAAGGGUUUUGCUAUUGGUAAUGGAUUGACCAAUCCUGAAAUUCAGUAUCAGGCAUACACAGACUAUGCAUUAGACAGGGGACUAAUUAAAAAGGCUGAUUAUGACAGAAUCAACAAGUUGCUCCCACCAUGUGAGCAGGCCAUAAAAACUUGCGGCACCAAAGGCGGAGAAACAUGCAUAUCUUCGUUAUAUGUUUGCAAUGACAUAUUCAAUCAGAUCAUGUCCAUCGCUGGCAACAUUAAUUACUAUGACAUUAGAAAGGAAUGUGUGGGAGAUCUGUGUUAUGACUUCUCCAGCGUGGAGACAUUCUUAAACAAGAAGACAGUGAGGGAUGCUUUAGGUGUUGGGGACUUGGAUUUCCUUUCAUGCAGUACCACAGUGUAUAAUGCUAUGAUGCAGGACUGGAUGAGAAAUCUGGAAGAAGGUAUUCCUGCUCUUCUUGAGGAUGGAAUCAAGGUGCUUGUGUAUGCUGGAGAAGAAGAUCUCAUAUGCAACUGGCUUGGGAAUUCAAGGUGGGUUAAUGCCAUGAAGUGGUCAGGUCAAAAAGAAUUCGGGGCAUCUCUUACAGUCCCAUUUUUGGUUGAUGGUGCAGAAGCAGGAAUGCUGAAAAGCCAUGGACCUCUCGCUUUCCUCAAGGUAAAUGAAGCUGGUCACAUGGUCCCUAUGGAUCAACCAAAAGCUGCACUUCAGAUGCUAAGGAGCUGGAUGCAAGGGAAACUGGCCAUGACAAGGAGUGGAGAUAAUGUGUCUCCUAAAUGAUGCACUCAGAGCACAAAACC